Molecule: messenger RNA, 1977 nt
Organism: Pocillopora meandrina
Lineage: Eukaryota; Metazoa; Cnidaria; Anthozoa; Scleractinia; Pocilloporidae
Source: the annotation of a GenBank genome assembly
GCCUUUUAAACUGAAGAAGCAAAUCACAAAGACUAGAGGACAGUGCUGGUGAAGAUUCUCUUCCAAAUAUCUGGGCAUCAAGAGUGGUAGGUGAAUUACCAGUUCGUUUAAACCUCGUGUUGCCGCCUAUCUGAUUUCUGUCAAUCAUUAGUAGGCAAACACAAGUAUAAAAGAAGACAAUUGUCUUUUGGCGCCUCAUGAAAUAAAAAAAAAGUUUUCUAGAGAAGCUGGAAAACUGUACUUGCAAAUGACAAAGAAGAAACAAAGAGUAUCUGAUAAAAUAAGUUACAAGAUGCUUCCCGUAAUGCUCGAUGUUUAUAACUUUUGCGAAAUUUUGUCAAUAGGAGACUGAAAAAAACCUGACUCCAAAGGAAUUUAUAGGAUUUGAACAUGUAACUUAAUGACACUUGUACAAUACUCAAGCCUACUGAACUUUGACGUUUGAAGCCAUUGUCGUUUACGAAUUCUUUGCCAUCCAUCAAGUGCUUAAGUUAAUUCAUUUAAUCGUAUUUGCCGAUCUUUUUACUAGCGUAAAUAGCAGCAGAAUGGUUGAAAUCGUCACAAUAGGAAACGUUCUCCUCCUGGGUAUACAGCUGUUGUUGUCUUGCAACGUGGUCAGCUCAAAGGAUUAUGAGUAAGUUCCUUUCAGUCUCAUUACCAAAAGCUAGUUGGGCAACAAUUAGAUCAGAUUACGAAGUAGAGAUAUGUUAGAACUGCAUAUAAAGGAAACAACAAAAUUUGUUUAAAUUGAUCCAUUUUAAAGUAUCUUGAGAGUGCAGAAAACAGAUGUAACAGAAGAUUAAUACUUAUUAGCAUAUAAGGGGAUCGUAAGUAGUGUUAUACUGUGGAGAUCGCUUUCAUAUUCACGUCUUAAUCCUUAGCUCACAUAAAUGGUUUCCAAUAUUCACAGUCAUCCAUUCAUCACUUCAAGGGUUUAUGGCAAAUCAACAUAAUGAUCAGUUCCCACUUGGCUUGUUUGCUCAGUUGGUAGAGCACUGCACCGGUUUCGUCGAGGUAAUGGUUCAAUUCCCGUACAGGCCUGAAUUUAUUUCAGGCCUUAUUUUCACUACUGCUUCAGUUUCAUUACUGCGAAGAUCGCUUUUAUAUUCCUUUCUUAAUUAGCGGUUCACAUAUAUGAUCUUUAAAUAUUCACAGACAUGUAAAUCGUUAAGUUGUCUUUGGACAAUUUUAUUCGUUCUCUCUUCCAGAGUAGGGUUUUGAUGGAAUGAUUGUAAUUCCAGGUGCUUUGAGGGAAAUUGUGCCAUGACAGGCUCUUGCCGGUCGCGUUCCGGAGCUAGUUUUAGCCGCUUCUGCUGGAUAGCAUCCAACUCGUGGGGGCAUAAGCUAAAGUGUGGAACUAGAAGUGAUUGCAGAAGCGCUGCUCUUUCUUGGGGAAAUUGUGUCUUCGCCUCAUGUGCUUUUGAUCGCGGUAGUGGAAGAUCCUGUGACCGGACGAACAGGGAGAAACUUGGAGAGCUGAAGAAAGAAUGUGGUAGCGAAGGUUUCAGUUUUGAUUCUUGGGCCAACAGGUACGAGAAAGCUCGUAAACUGUACGACAAGUUUAGCCCCUGCGUCGGUGAUGCCAUUGAGGAUGAAACCAAAAAGGUUAUAAAAUACUGUCACUGCUUCAACUCCUGUGGAAAAGAUCAGACUGAAGAUGGCACCUGCACAGUUCAAGGUUUGGAUAGGAGAUUGGAUAUGGAGUUGGACGUCAAAUCACCCUACACAGCGUAGUAAGUUUUUUAUUUUCUCUUUUUUAUCAUUAGCUUAACAAAACUGCAUUCUCUAAUUUUCCAUCAGUAGCUGUUCCAUCGUUUAGGUGACGUUUUGGGUUCCGUAAGCAUCAUGUAAAUCAUUACAUUAGUCACCAAUCCCUUGGAGGUGGGGCCAUAAACAUUUAGCUUUUGAUCAUUGAACUCCUCUUUCUUCUUUUUCCUAAAAUAAAGAUGCGCCAUAGAUUGUGAACCGGAAGAAAAG